UGAGAGAGUGGUCAUCAGGUCCUGGCCACACCGGUACAUCAGGUCCUGGCCACACUGGUACAUCAGGUCCUGGCCACACUGGUACAUCAGGUCCUGGCCACACCAGUACAUCAGGUCCUGGCCACACCAGUACAUCAGGUCCUGGCCACACCGGUACAUCAGGUCCUGGCCACACCAGUACAUCAGGUCCUGGCCACACCAGUACAUCAGGUCCUGGCCACACUGGUACAUCAGGUCCUGGCCACACUGGUACAUCAGGUCCUGGCCACACCAGUACAUCAGGUCCUGGCCACACCGGUACAUCAGGUCCUGGCCACACCAGUACAUCAGGUCCUGGCCACACUGGUACAUCAGGUCCUGGCCACACUGGUACAUCAGGUCUUGGCCACACCAGUACAUCAGGUCCUGGCCACACCAGUACAUCAGGUCCUGGCCACACCGGUACAUCAGGUCCUGGCCACACUGGUACAUCAGGUCCUGGCCACACCGGUACAUCAGGUCCUGGCCACACUGGUACAUCAGGUCCUGGCCACACCGGUACAUCAGGUCCUGGCCACACUGGUACAUCUGGUCUUGGCCACACCAGUACAUCAGGUCCUGGCCACACCGGUACAUCAGGUCCUGGCCACACCGGUACAUCAGGUCCUGGCCACACCGGUACAUCAGGUCCUGGCCACACUGGUACAUCUGGUCUUGGCCACACCAGUACAUCAGGUCCUGGCCACACCAGUACAUCAGGUCCUGGCCACACCAGUACAUCAGGUCCUGGCCACACCAGUACAUCAGGUCCUGGCCACACCGGUACAUCAGGUCCUGGCCACACCAGUACAUCAGGUCCUGGCCACACCAGUACAUCAGGUCCUGGCCACACCAGUACAUCAGGUCCUGACCACACCGGUACAUCAGGUCCUGGCCACACCAGUACAUCAGGUCCUGGCCACACCAGUACAUCAGGUCCUGGCCACACCGGUACAUCAGGUCCUGGCCACACCGGUACAUCAGGUCCUGGCCACACCAGUACAUCAGGUCCUGGCCACACCAGUACAUCAGGUCCUGGCCACACCAGUACAUCAGGUCCUGGCCACACCAGUACAUCAGGUCCUGGCCACACUGGUACAUCUGGUCUUGGCCACACUGGUACAUCUGGUCCUGGCCACACCAGUACAUCAGGUCCUGGCCACACCAGUACAUCAGGUCCUGGCCACACUGGUACAUCUGGUCUUGGCCACACUGGUACAUCUGGUCCUGGCCACACCAGUACAUCAGGUCCUGGCCACACCAGUACAUCAGGUCCUGGCCACACCGGUUUAGUCAAACAAAAAAGGACGUUCUACAAACAAGCUCCCAAGUCUAAGCCAGAAAUUAAAAGCUCGUUGUGGCGGUCCAGUACUGGCACCUGGGUCGCCACAGUGGCGGUCCAGUAUUGGCACCUGGGUCGCCACAGUGGCAGUCCAGUACUGGCACCUGGGUCGCCACAGUGGCGGUCCAGUACUGGCACCUGGGUCGCCACAGUGGCGAUCCCGUACGUCACCUGCGUCGCCACAGUGGCGGUCCCGUACGUCACCUGGGUCGCCACAGUGGCGGUCCCGUACGUCACCUGGGUCGCCACAGUGGCGGUCCCGUACGUCACCUGGGUCGCCACAGUGGCGGUCCCAUACGUCACCUGGGUCGCCACAGUGGCGGUCCCGUACGUCACCUGGGUCGCCACAGUGGCGGUCCAGUACUGGCACCUGCGUCGCCACAGUGGCGGUCCAGUACUGGCACCUGGGUCGCCACAGUGGCGGUCCCAUACGUCACCUGGGUCGCCACAGUGGCAGUUCAGUACUGGCACCUGGGUCGCCACAGUGGCGGUCCCAUACGUCACCUGGGUCGCCACAGUGGCGGUCCCAUACGUCACCUGCGUCGCCACAGUGGCGGUCCAGUACUGGCACCUGGGUCGCCACAGUGGCGGUCCAGUACUGGCACCUGGGUCGCCACAGUGGCGGUCCAGUACUGGCACCUGGGUCACCACAGUGGCGGUCCAGUACUGGCACUUGGGUCGCCACAGUGGCGGUCCAGUACUGGCACCUGGGUCGCCACAGUGGCGGUCCAGUACUGGCACCUGGGUCGCCACAGUGGCGGUCCAGUACUGGCACCUGGGUCGCCACAGUGGCGGUUCAGUACUGGCACCUGGGUCGCCACAGUGGCGGUCCAGUACUGGCACCUGGGUCGCCACAGUGGCGGUUCAGUACUGGCACCUGGGUCGCCACAGUGGCGGUCCAGUACUGGCACCUGGGUCGCCACAGUGGCGGUCCAUGUCUACAAUAAGUCAGAUACUGUUAUGGAUUAGUAAUGAAGGCUGUGGAGCCCGCAGGUUUUUGUUACCCCGAGAGCCUCGGGCAGGUGAUCAUGCAUCACUCUGUGAUCAUGCUACGACUCCAGAGGGCUUCAAUUAG
Procambarus clarkii (red swamp crayfish) is the source of this 2435-nucleotide messenger RNA. The record is from RefSeq and is a predicted model, not a curated record. NCBI's taxonomy places the organism in Eukaryota, Metazoa, Arthropoda, Malacostraca, Decapoda, Cambaridae.